This is a messenger RNA of Cherax quadricarinatus, 1275 nucleotides long. RefSeq names its product ALG14, UDP-N-acetylglucosaminyltransferase subunit (gene Alg14). Gene Ontology annotation, molecular function: N-acetylglucosaminyldiphosphodolichol N-acetylglucosaminyltransferase activity. NCBI's taxonomy places the organism in Eukaryota, Metazoa, Arthropoda, Malacostraca, Decapoda, Parastacidae. Gene Ontology annotation, cellular component: UDP-N-acetylglucosamine transferase complex. The record is from RefSeq and is a predicted model, not a curated record. Gene Ontology annotation, biological process: dolichol-linked oligosaccharide biosynthetic process.
GUUUGCUUAUGAUAGUUUUACUAUUUUGUAAGUUUAUUUAGGAAGAGGUACACAAGCACAAUUGUACCCAGUAACGUAUGUGUAAAUUACCUAGGAUAACUCCAAAAAAGUCAAAGUGACUUGAUUUCAAUUGGGGUCCACCCUGGAGGUGGACAAACAUGUCUCUAUGAGCUGGAGGUGGGAGGAAGGACUGAUGGCUAGCUUAUGUUUGCCAGGGAAAGCUUAAGAAACCUGAUAUUGGUAGAAUUACCAACAAUAUGUUAUGUAAAAGGACACACGUGUAAGUUUAUUCAGGUACAGGUACACAAAUAUUAUUAUUAUAAUCAAAAAGAAGCGCUAAGCCACAAGGGCUAUACAGCAGGUACACAAAUAGUUAUAUAAAUUAUCAUACAUAGCAUAUGUGUAAAUUACCUCAUGUAACCCAAAAAAGUCAGACAUUUAUUUCCAUUGGGAUCCUUGCAAUAACUUAUUAUUUAAACAAUAAAAGGAUAUAUACUAGGAAUAAGAUCAAUGGGAAUUUACAAUGUUGGCCCUGCUUAUCAUAACUGGGUGCAUGGCAUUGCUAGUACGUGUAGCAUACAUACUGUACGUGAUCAACUGCUGCAGCCACAUACCACUUAUGGUUGCCAAGAAAACUGUGAAGACACUUAUCGUCCUUGGCUCAGGUGGUCACACUGGAGAAAUGCUCAAGAUGGUUGCCACACUGGAUCCAUUUUGCUACAGCCCAAGAGUUUAUGUUGUGGCUGCUACAGACACUAUCAGUCUAAAGAGACUUUCACAAACAGAGGAAAAACUCAAGGUAACCAAUGGAAGUGGCGAUCAGUUCGUAGUAGAGGUUGUGCCCCGGACACGAGAAGUUGGGCAGCCAUGGGUCUCCACGGCAUACACUGCAUUAUGUGCUCUAAUUUUUUGCAUUUCCGUUGUUGCCCGCCAUCGUCCAUCACUGAUCCUUACCAAUGGGCCAGGAACAUGUGUACCAGUUUGCUAUUCAGCAUUGCUGUUUCGUGUACUUGGUAUUUGCCAGUCACGUGUAGUAUUUAUUGAAAGCCUGUGUCGUGUGCACUCCUCUUCUCUAUCAGGAAGCUUGUUAUACAGAAUAGUAGAUGACUUCAUUGUUCAAUGGCCACAGCUGAAGGAGAAAUAUCCUAGAUCAAAGUACAUGGGUCGCUUGGUGUGAGUCAUAUCAAAUUCUAUUGCACAUUCAUAUAUAUUUUGUUAAUGAUUAAUGUGAGUAAAUUCUCUAGUUUAAUAAUGUAUAAUAAAUAGUCAAUAUAU